Arabidopsis thaliana (thale cress) is the source of this 1615-nucleotide messenger RNA. RefSeq lists its product as uncharacterized. The record is from RefSeq and is marked reviewed. The transcript is spliced from 4 exons. Lineage: Eukaryota; Viridiplantae; Streptophyta; Magnoliopsida; Brassicales; Brassicaceae. Bases 149 to 1030 code for a protein of 293 amino acids.
AAUAAUUAAAAAAAAAACAGAAACAAUAUUAUAAUAAAUUUAUCUUUUGAGCUGUGUCCUCAAUGAAACCUUAAUAAAGAGAACCCUCUCUGCAACAUUUAAUACUCAUAACAAAACCUAUCUCUCUCUGUCUUUACUCAUUGUCGUUAUGGUCGCGCCGCCUAUAGCCGCCGCGUCGUUAGAGCUCCCUCCUCCGUUCCCCGCCGUCUUCGAACAACCAAUGGAGAAACUCACCUUCCCUAACGAGUUCCCUUACGAGUUUGCCUCCUCAACGUUUUCAACUUCUCCGGAAGACUCAACGGAGACAGAAGAUGAAACAACCGACGACGAAGAUGACUUCUUAGCCGGGUUAACUCGCAGACUCGCUCUCUCGACUCAGCGCCUCUCUUCUCCUUCCUUCGUCACCGACAAGUCUCAGAUGAAACCCAAAGUCACAGAGUCAACUCAGAGUGGACUCGGAAGUCCUAAUGGUCCGUUUUCUCAAGUUCCUUCACCGCCGACAUCUCCGUCUCGUGAAGAAGACUCUUUGAAAGUGUUAUCUGCUGCAGCUGGAGAAGUCGCCAAGAUCAAAAAGGCCAAUUUUGAUGCUAAACCCAUCAGCUACCCAAACCCUAACCCUAAUUACUUAACCAGCUUUCCUCAAAACGUGGCAUAUUAUAACUGCUACUGGUUAUGGGAGCCGCAUUAUCCUCAAUCUCAGAUGGGAAUAGUUCCAAAUGCUUGGCAUAUACCUCCUUCUCCCGUUAGAGCCUUUUACACCCUUCCAACCGCCGUUAAAUCGCCGUCGACUGGUACCGGCGUUUUCCUUCCCCGGAAAUACUCAAACCCUUCUGAUUCCCCGAAGAAGAAAUCAGGAGAUGGAUGUGUUAAGGUUGUUAACCAGCAAAAACCUAAAAUUGAAGUGUUACCGGUUCGCUGUAAACCAAAUUCGAAAGCUGGUCUCUCUACAGGACGCAGCAAAAUCGAUUACGUAGCUGGUGGUGGAUGUCUGAAGCAUGAAAAGCCUCUUCUACAAGAAUGGAUGUACUGAGUUUGAAUUAGGUUGUAGGAUUCAGGACUUUUGGAAGAAGAAAAUACAGAAAUGGUCGUAGUUAGUGGGUUGAAUUUAUAGUGUUGAUUGUGAUGGUUACUGGUUAUAGUAAAGAAUAAUUUUGCGGGGUUAAGUUGGAUUGGGAUUUAUUUAUAUUUACUUAGGAGAAUAGCAAAAUCAGUUUCUAAUAAGCAUAAUUUUUUGGCCUUGAGAGAGUUUUGCAUUUCAAUUUUCAGGCAUUUGUGUUUUUUCUUACAUUUAAAAUCUUAAUAUCUGAUUGAAAAUAAAGAUGAUUAUAUUCAAAAAAGGAGUUGUGUAUUGAGUCUUUGAGAAGAGUUUACUUUGCAAAAUGUCAUGGAAAGGAUUUUGUUUAAGUGAAACAUUGUAGUAAUUAUUCUUGUGGGACUGGAAUGUGGAAGUGGAAAAAAGAAAAAAUGGAAAAGGAAAAUAGAGGUUACGCUUUGACGUGAAGCGAGGCCAAAGAUAAUACACUGAAAUAUAAAACAGAUCUUUAGUUUAUGGCUUAGUCUUGGAUUCUUAAUGUGGCUUAGUCUUAGUGGCAUAUGCUCUUUGUUACGAUUUCAG